GACCAUCACCCCGACGCCCGUCGCCCGCCGCUCCUUCCCCUGCCCGCUCCUUCCAGAGGCCCCGGCCUCAUAUACAUAACAAACAAACAAACAUUAUCGUGCACGACGACAACAUAUCCAAACGAUGCGCCGCAACGCCAACGCUGCCCGCGUCCUCACUUUCUUUUCCGUCCUCGCUGUCCUUGUCACCGUCGCCCUCGCCCACGCCUAUCCAAAAGAUGUCCUAGAACGCACCGAUGCCCACGUCGCUGCCCACAAGCGCGCAUUCCAGCACCAUCCUCGCAUUGACCUCCUCGGCGGCGACGGUGCUGACGGCGCCGACGCUGGAGCCGCGUCCUCCACCGCCGCCGCUUCGCCUGCUGCUUCCUCAGCCGCUGAUACGGACACCCAGCCCGCUACUACUUCUACAUCUGUCGAGACAGCUCCGACUACCAGCUCGUCUACCGAGGCAGCCGCUACGUCUACCUCCGAUACCCCUACGAGCACCGCUGCGGAGACAACCUCGUCCUCGUCUGCGGUCGUACCAACUACUUCUAGUUCAACGGCUGCCGCCACUACCUCUUCCUCUGCUGUCGUUCAGACAACUUCUUCUUCUUCUUCCUCGUCUGUCGUUUCGACGACAUCGUCCACUUCUAGUUCCUCGGUGGCCACUACAUCUUCAUCGUCUACUUCCACAACUUCCUCCUCUACGACCACAUCCUCCUCUUCCACGACUAAGGCUGCUACUACAUCUACUAUCGCUGCCGCCGUGACCUCCACAUCGACCACCAAGAAGGCUAGCUCUACCACCUCUAAUGCCGGUACUGCGUCUGGCGACGCGACCGCAAGCACAGUCAGUGCCUCCUCGACUGCAGCGGCCUCCGACACCACUAGCUUCUUCGAGAACAAAUCCGCCGUCGCCGGUGUCUUCACUACCGUCGGUGUGAUCGCAGCAGGCAUUAUCGGCUACUUCGUCUACUACUUCAUUCGCAAACAACGCCUCGCGCGCGAACGCGAGCUCGAGGACGAAGACUUUGCGUACUACGAGAAGAACGUCGCGCCCGGCCCCGAGCCGGAAUACGCCACCGCCACCAACGGCGCCGGCGGAAAUGGAGGCCAUUCGCAUUCCAACUCGGGUCAUGGACACGACUUGACGGAGGACGACGCGGUGGCGCCCGCCAUGGACGGCGCGUAUCCAGAUCGGGAGAUCCAUUAUGGACCUAACGGGGGCUACGACGGUCAUGGCAAUCCGAAUGCCGCUCACGGUGGAUAUGACGGAAACGGGAUGUACGUCGACGAGGACGAGGCGCUCGCUGCUGCCGUCCCACGUGGGAACCUGUUCCGCAAGCCGACGUACUCGGGCGUCGAGUUCCCCCCUGGGGCGUACUUCCCCGAGGGCGGCCAGUCCGACGGCGCGUACCAGCAGCACCCUGACGCGAGUCAGUACCAGCACCAGCAACAGUACGCGGACAUGAGCCAGGGACAGUACCCCGCGCAAUCGCAGGCUCAGACGGCUCAGAUUCAGUAUCCGAGCGCGACUGCCGCUGCUGGGAUGCCGCCGUUGCAAUUGUCGCAGGCGCAGAAGCCGGCGUAUGGGAGCGAUGCGGCGUUGCAGCAGGUUCAUGGGCAGGGUCAGGCCCAGCAUCCGUUUGCGGAUCCGAUACAUAGGGGACAGAGUGCUAGUGGGGCUUGGACGGGGGAGGACGCGUAUGGGGGAGGCUAUGAUGGCGUGCAGGGCGCGUAUGGAGGAUAUGAGCAGGGACAGGCAGGCAGGGUGGAGUCGGUUUAUGGGAUGAAUUUCGCGGGGCAGGGUGCGGGUGGGCCGAGGGGUGCGGUGGGAAUGGCGCAGUGAGUGGGUGGUUGAUGUGGUUAGGUGAUGAUGAUGGGGUGAUGAGGCGGAGUCCUGGCCCGCUUUGAGCAGGCCUGUCCGGUCUUUACGUUGUCUUUCUUCGUCCUCUCGUCGCUUACCAUCCCAUCUCAACCCAUCGCAUCGCAUCACACCACACCACGUCACACCACGCACUCUUUCCCUAUAUCUUAUCUAUUACGAGCACGCACUCAGGCAGGCUGUCGUUGUACUCCUGUUCCCCCUCUCCCCUUCCUGUUACUUACCCCCACCGCUCUAGUCGGUCCCAACCCGUACAUACGCUACAUACUUACAUACGUUGUUGUCCCGCGUCUUCGUCUGUCGUUUGUGCAACCUCUGUGUUUUGUUCCUGUCCUUGUCUUGUCCGCUGUUUGUCUUACCUCCCGUUUGUUCGAACGUCCGCCGUCUCCGUGCGUGCACCCUGACCCCCUGACCUGACCUUUUUCGUCUGACCUGACCCUGAUCGUCCGCGACUCUGCGCUACCAUUCACCACCUUCAAGUUUCCCGCUUUAUUGAGUUCAUAUUCUUUCGCCCGUCGCGCUGCCUCUCUUCUACUUACUUACCCUUCUUCUUUCCGGUCCGGGUCCAUUUACUUAUAUACUUGGCCGCCAUAUACGUACGUACGUAUUUCUAUUUGGGCUCUUGUUCUCAUUUUCUGGGCUUUGAAUGCUCGGUUUUGUGGUUAGGUUUUGAAUGUUUUUUGUUUGUCUGUUUGGUUGGUUGGCUGUUUGGCUGUUUAUAGCUUCAUUUAUCGG
Stereum hirsutum FP-91666 SS1 is the source of this 2602-nucleotide messenger RNA. RefSeq lists its product as uncharacterized. The record is from RefSeq and is a predicted model, not a curated record. Gene Ontology annotation, cellular component: nucleus; division septum; mating projection tip. The transcript is spliced from 3 exons. Gene Ontology annotation, biological process: septin ring organization; establishment of cell polarity. Lineage: Eukaryota; Fungi; Basidiomycota; Agaricomycetes; Russulales; Stereaceae. The coding region runs from base 125 to 1831 and encodes 568 amino acids.